Chinchilla lanigera (long-tailed chinchilla) is the source of this 3485-nucleotide messenger RNA. It is a transcript of the gene Peg3, whose product is annotated as paternally expressed 3. Gene Ontology annotation, molecular function: DNA-binding transcription repressor activity, RNA polymerase II-specific. The record is from RefSeq and is a predicted model, not a curated record. NCBI's taxonomy places the organism in Eukaryota, Metazoa, Chordata, Mammalia, Rodentia, Chinchillidae. Gene Ontology annotation, biological process: negative regulation of transcription by RNA polymerase II.
CGCGGGCAGCAGGCGGCCCUCCUCCCGUCCUCCAGGCGGCUCCCGGCGCCCGCCUGGGGCAGCCUUCGUCCCGGCUCCCGUCUGCAGCCCCCGCCGCACACGCGUGGACAGCUCCGAAGCGCCCUCCUGCGACCGCGGGAGGUCCGGGGCGCGUCUGCCCUUCCUUCCGCGUUUUUUCCUUUUCCGCCCUUCCCCUCCCCCUGCCCAGUGGCCCUCCGGGAGGGACGUCUGGAUCGAGGCCGUCACGGGGCAUCGCGCUGGUCGCUCUCAGUCGGGGCGGGGGCUGAGGGCCCGAGCGCUGCGGGCGUCUCCCCGUCCCUGGUGCGACGACACCAGCGGUGACCUGCCCGGCGACGACGACGCCAUGAGCCCAAACAGAGAAGAAACGCUACUGCCCGAGGCAGCGCACUCUCCCAGCAGGCUGCAGGACCUGUCCCUUCCUGUGACAGCAAACACGAGCUUUGAGGAGGACAGAGAUGACGACGGGGGCGCCGUGGACUCCGAGCCCCUACCCCAGGAUGCCGAGUCCUCCCAGCACGUCACGGGCCUCGACAAGGACCGGACACUGCAGAACCCGAUCCAGGACAACAUGGAGAACUACCGGAAGCUGCUCUCCCUCGGGGUACAACUUGCUGAAGACGACCGCCACUCCCACAUGACACAGGGCCGCGCGUCAAGGGCCCCCAGAGAUGCCUACCCCAGCACCAGCCAAGGUCUGAAAACUAUACCUGAAGCCAGAACGUCCACCCAGCAGCUGGAAGUCUGUGAAGAGGAACCUUCCUGUGGAGUGAUCACGGACAGCCUCCUCAAGGGUGUGUCCCGCGGCGGCUCCACGGCCGGAAGAGCGCGGGGGCCCCGUGAGCGGCUUCGGAGGCCCCCCAGAACGCUGGGGGACCGCUGGAAGGAUGCGUUGUGCAGCAGGCGGAAGCUGGCAGUCCCGGGGAGGGGUGGCAGAGGUACUGUGUUCAGGAGAGGCUUCAGGUCCAUCUCCAGCCUCGUCGCCAGACGGAGAGGCCUGGAAAGAAAGAGGCACCGUCCUGUCGAUGCUGCUGGGCGGGACCCGGCCGGCAGCCACAGAGGCUGCGCCAGGAGGAAGCCCGCCGUGUGCGGCAGGAAGGUGAGCACAGCCACGAGCGUGAGCGGCCUGGGCAGCCCCGGCGCCCCCUCCGUCUCGGGGCCACAGCCCUUCGAUUUGGGGGUGAAGCUGUUUCUGUGUGAUGAGUGUGGGGGGUCGUUCGGGGUCAUCUCAGAGUAUGUGGAGCACCAGAUCAUGCACACGAGGGAGAGUCUUUAUGAGUAUGGCGAGGCCUUCAUUCACAGCGUGACUGUCAGCAAGGUCCAGAAGGGUGGGGGGAAGCACUUCGAGUGUAAGGAGUGUGGGGAGACCUUCACCCAGACGUCUGCCCUGGCGGAGCACCGCAGAGCCCACGCCCGCGCGUAUCUCGCAGAGUGUCAGGCUCAGGACAUCGAGGAGACCGAGAUGCCCAGCCCAACCGUCACGGAGCUUGAGAAGAUGUACGGCAAAGACAAAUUCUACGAGUGCAGGGUGUGUAAGGAAACCUUCCUUCGCAGCUCUGCCCUGGUGGAGCACCAGAAAACCCACGAUAGAGGGAACUUGCUUGCUGACAGAGCUGGCAGAUGCCAGCGGGAACGUGAGCGUGAGCCCCAGCGUGGGGAGCCAGGCGUGCCCCGCCCGACCCUCUGUGGAUUCCGGAAGGUGUACGGCAGGGAGCGAAUCCGUGAAUGUGAGGUGUGUGGGGAGGCCUUCCUUUACAGUGCAUCCCUGAAACAGCAUCAGAAGAUACACCUGCGAGGAAACCCGUCUGGCCGCGAGAGUGGGGUGGGUGAGGAAACCUCUGCUCCCGGUCAGUCACUUAGAAGGUGGCAGAAGACCCACACUGGAGAGAAGGUGUUUGGCUCCACAGAUGGGAGCGAUGCAUCGAAGCCAAGCCCGGACCUCAGCGAGCGUCAGAAAAUCCACUCUCGAAAGAACGUCUUUGCAGGCAAGGGUUCUGAGAAAGCUGCCGUUCACAGCGUGCCCGUCCCUGACUCUCAGAAGAGUCAUACCAUUGCCAGAGCCCCUGAAGACGAAGGCACCAAGCCCAGUGAAGACCAGCGGUUUCCCGUGGCAGAGAGUGUCCUCGAGGGGACACCGUUCGAAAAGCCUGUCUCUCACGGCCCGGCCCCAGCAGAAGCUCAGAAAUGCCCCAGCUCAACGGAGCUCAGAGAACCAGAGCUAACGGCAGAGUCUCCCGGCCAGGGCGCUGCGGUUCCUGGUCACCAGAAAGUCUGUUCCGAAGGGGACACCGGGGCAGGAAAAGGCUGCAAGAGGCCCAUCACGCCCAGCUUGUCUGCUCCCACGCCUCCGAAGCGUCACCGAGAGAGUGAACGUGUUGAGUGUGGGGAGAAGGGAGACACCUCCACUGACACUUCAGACCUUGCUAAGAAGAGGCCAGGGAUUCCCACCGGAGAGCACCCCGGUGAAGGCGGGGAGAAGAACAGCUCCAAGGACUCAGUCACACAGGGCGAGCCCCAUGCUGAACCUCGAGGAAGUCUUGCUGGAGGGAGUGCCGGUGACCGUAAGCCCGAUGGCAAAUCUGCCGUGCCCAGCCCGAGCGUCCCUGAGCACCAGAAGGUGCAGGCUGAGAAGGACCUUGAGCCUGGCGGAGGUGAGCCCGCUGCGGUGAGCGCCCCGGUGCACGAGGAGCCGCGGCCGGUUUUCCCCAGGAGGCGGCGCUGUGCGUGUCAGCAGUUCGGGAGGGCCUUCCCACAUAGCGCCGCCCACGCCGCCGCACGCCAGACGGCUCUCGGCGGACAGAAGCCCGCGGGAGGCAGAGACGGCGAGCGCUCUGCCCCUCACGGCUCGCCCCCUGCUGACCCUCAGCCCAGCCGUGCCCAGCAGCAGCGCGCCGACGAGCAAGCACGCAGCAAGCCCGGGGGGUUGGGGCAGUGCCCUGCCCCUGGCAGCACCCUUCAGACAGCUGAUGCCCGGGAGAAGCCCCGUGGUCAGGGCUGCGCUGGAGGCACUGCGGUUCAGGCCUCGGGGUUGGGCGGGCCCCGGAAGGGAGGCCCCGAGGGCAGCGGCCGUGGGGGUCGGGACGGGGGGGCGCCCCGGGGGCGCAGCCGGAGGGGCCGCGCUACAGCUGCCACGAGUGCGCGGGAACCUUCACGUCGCACGCGGCCUUCGGGGCGCACCUGCAGACGCACGCCAGCGUGGUCAUCCUGGAGCCCGAGGACGCGCUGGGCCAGUGCUCGGGCUACAUCCGGCGCGCGCGCGGCGGCGCCCAGCAGCCCCGGGUGAAGUACUUCAGGUGCAAGGUCUGCGGCCAGCUGCUGCGGAACUUCCUGGCGCUCGCCAAGCACCAGCUCGCUCACAGCGACUGAGCGGGAGGCGGGACCGCCUUCGCCCGCAGCCCGACCCCGGGGAGGCCGCGGAGGAGUUCAGCCGAGCUGUCAGAACACGCGCGGGAGGCCGACGCCGCCGG